Messenger RNA from Xenia sp. Carnegie-2017, 1061 nucleotides. Its product is annotated as nematocyst expressed protein 8-like. Bases 1 to 963 code for a protein of 320 amino acids. The record is from RefSeq and is a predicted model, not a curated record. Lineage: Eukaryota; Metazoa; Cnidaria; Anthozoa; Malacalcyonacea; Xeniidae. The transcript has 6 exons.
AUGCAUUAUAUAGCGUUGUUUUCUUUGCUGUUUACGUUCUGUGUGUUAAUCACUGGAGAGAAAACGAAGAAAAAACACGAACAACAUGAUGCAAAAAAUCAGAAAGACAGCAGGAAACCAAAAUGUGAAGACGAAAAAUCGGAAUGUGCCCAUCGUGCCCAACAAGGCGACUGUCUGCGUUUGCCUCACUACAUGAUGCAGCAUUGCAAACCAAGUUGCCUAUUGUGUGAUAAAGAUGAUGAAAACACGAAAUUUGAUGAACGCACAAAGUGUCCGGAUUGGGGCAGAAAUGGUUACUGUAAAGCAGAUAAAAAUGUGAAAGAGAAAUGUCAAUACAGUUGUGGUAUCUUCAGAGAUGUUGAGCCACAACAAAAAAACAAACAUUUGGGUUCUUCGUUAAGAGACAGCAAAAAGCCAAAAUGCGAAGACAAACAAUCGGAAUGUGCCAAUUGGGCCCAUAAUGGCGACUGUCUCCGUUUACCUGACUUCAUGUCACGACAAUGCAAACCUAGUUGCCUAAUGUGUGAUGAAGAUGACGAGGACACGAAAUUUGAUGACGACACAAUGUGUCCUGAAUGGGGCAGAAUGGGGUACUGUCAAGUGAAUGACGAUGUGAAAAGAAAAUGUAAAUAUAGUUGUACUGUAUACAAAGAUGUUGAGCCCCAAAGCAGAUUGCCAUCCGCUCUCCCCAUAGGACCUCCGUCACCAUACCCUUAUCCAUAUCCGUCACCAUAUCCGUCACCAAUGCCGUCACCAAUGCCGUCACCGAUGCCGUCACCAAUGCCGUCACCAAUGCCUGCACCGGCACCGGCACCGGCACCGGCACCGGCACCGGCACCACAACCUGAACCGGAGCCAGAAGAAGAACCGGAAGUCAACCGCCAUCACAAAGACAAGAAACAAAAUGGAAAGAAAAAAGAGCAGUUGAAGAAAACUUCACAGAAGGAGAACUUUAACAAGUAAACCAAGAACAAUGUAAACAAAAAAAAUGAAUAGAAUAGGAUGAAUUCAUUCAGCAUAAAACUAGAAAUAUAAUAAGUGUUUGGAUGUAGAACUGAAAA